UCACUGUUCUCCAGAGGAUUUUAUUGAUCACUGUUGGAUUUACCUCAUUAUUCCUCCAUCAGGACUUUCUUGUUUUUAGCCGUGAGCUGCAAGAUUUUGUGGUUAACACUUUACAAACAGCGUAUUGCUCCAGGACCCAGUUUUUUUUUGUUUUGUUUUUUGUUUUUAUUAUAACAACUCUGGAAAUCAUGAGUGCGUGCAGCAGGAAGGCUCUGACUUUACUCAGCAGUGUCUUUGCAAUCAGCGGCCUGGGGCUGCUGGGAGUGGCGGUGAGCACAGAUUACUGGCUCUACCUGGAGGAGGGAGUCAUCAUGCCUCUGAACCAGACGGCUGACAUCAAGACGUCACUGCACUCAGGUCUCUGGAGGGUCUGCUUUCUGGCUGGUGAGGAAUCUGGCCGCUGCUUCACCAUUGAGUACAUGAUGCCAACGAGUCUCCAUCUGACGUCAGAGUCCACAGGAAAUGUACUCAAGAUGAUCCGCUCAUCGACUCCAUUCCCUCUGGUCAGCCUCUUCUUCAUGUUCAUCGGUUUUGUCCUCAACAACAUCGGACAUGUCCGUCCUCACCGCACCAUCCUGGCGUUUGUCUCAGGAAUCUUCUUUAUCCUUUCUGGGCUGGCUCUAGUGGUGGGUCUGGUAUUGUACAUCUCCAGCAUAAAUGAUGAGAUGCUGAACAGAACAAAGAGCAGUGAGGUCUACUUCUCCUACAAAUAUGGCUGGUCUUUCGCCUUCGCUGCCCUCUCCUUCCUGCUCACUGAGAGUGCGGGAGUGAUGUCUGUCUACCUGUUCAUGAAGCGCUACACAGCAGAGGAGAUCUACCAGGCUCGCCGCCCCAAUUUCUACCGGCCUCGGCUCAGCAACUGCUCUGACCACUCCGGUCAGUUCCUCCACCCAGAGUCCUGGUCGCGUGGACGAAGCCCCUCUGACAUUUCAAGCGACGCGUCACUGCAGAUGAGCGCCAGCUACCCUGCUCUCCUCAAAUGUCCCAACUAUGACCAGGUGUCAUCUUCACCUUGCUGAGUCAUCAGAGGUCGAUAAAAGGUCACUGAGCAAUCUCUUAGUCAAAUAGCAAAGUGAAAUAAAGACGUUUCGUUAUAUCGAAAAGAGACCAGCCAAAUAAGUGAGUGCUAUUGGUCAGAAGACUUGAGUUGAGUUAAUUCCUACCAGGAAAAAAAUAUAUAUUUCUUUGUAAAUACCGUAGUCACAGUAUGUUUGCAGCUUAAAAGCAAAAGUUUUAGUUUCGUUAGGAUCUUAUAUGACGGACCAGGGUUUUCGAUCCAAAGAGCCAUUUUUACAUUCAGUCAUGCUAAUUAAAAUUUAUUUAGAGCCACAAAUACUGAAUAUUACUGAAUAUAGCUAAUUAAUUUAAAGAGCCACGAUUUUACUUCUAUUUUUAGGUUUUACAGUUAGGAAAAGCAACUUUCCAACUUUAAUGAGGUGUUGACAUUUGCAAAAAAUUAAUUAGAAAAAAGCACAAGGUUUCCAACUUAAUGACAAGAAAAAUACAUCUAAAUGUAUCAUUACUAGAACCUUUAGUUUCAGUCUGUUGUGGAAAUCAAUGCAAUUAUUCCAUGAAAAAACCUGCUAAAACCUGCAUUUGUUGUUACAUCUACAUCUAAAAACAUUAGUUCGUUGUAACAUUAAUUGAAAACUCGAUCUAGUGACCAAUGUUGAAGGCAACUAGAUAAGAAGAAAACCAGAUGACUCUUCUCUCUUGGCUACUCAAACACCAUUGAGAAUCUAAGGUGUCUGAGAGCCAUAUUUUUUCCUUCCAAUUCAAAGAAUGACCUUUUUUGGUCCACAAUGGAAAACUCAAUAAAACAUAAUAAAGCUUGAGAUUGUAAGGUGACAAAAUAUGAAAAUGUUUGAGAGUUAAUUCCUUUUCAAAGUACAUAGUCCUUUGAUUAUAUUUUAGAAGUCUAUUGUUCAAGGAGUUAGCUUCGGUCAGCUAUGUCCAAAAAUAUAUAUCACAAUACUGCAGCAUCCAGUUGUUGCAGAAUAUUAGCAUUUAUUUUACUUUUUCCAUUAGGGAAAAUGAUCUUUGUCCUGGAGACCUGUAUGUCCUAAAAUUUGUGUUAAAUUUGAUUAUUCAAGUUUCUGUUUUUAUUUGAUUGUGCAAUCAAAUUACAUUCUGUAUCAGAAGUAUGUGUGGUAUAUUAACAGAUAUUACUAGGGUUUUUUGUGUGGUGUUAUUUGCAAGGUCAAGUAUUCCCCAUUUCAAACAGGAAGCAGCAAUAUGUUGGCAAACAUUUCAGUCCUGGAAAAUGAUAGAAGUCUGUUUUGGAUAGAUUAAGCAUUUGAAUAACAUAUGUUGGAAAUCAGAACAAGAAUAGAUGUUAAUAACUGAAUAUUGUCCAUUGUAUAACUAUUUUUGUGAUAAAAGUGUGUAGCACACUAAAUCACCAGGGUAAUAAAUAAUUUUAGCCCAACAGUCGUCUAUAUUCUUGAGAAUUAACAGGUGUAAUUUACACUUCAGCCACUAGGUUACACAUUUGACAUUGUUAGAGUGAGUACUCGUUUCAAUGCCAUGAACGCUUAGUUAACUUUUUUGGCAAAAAAGGGGGAGGAAAAGUCCUAUCAAUUAGUUUUUAUCACAGUCCUAAACUUCAACUCUAAAAUGGUUUGAUUAGUGAAUCAUUCAGGAUCUCUGACUGUAGCAACUGUGAUCUUCUACAAUAAGAAUAACAGAAAUUGCAAAUGAUUGUGGGAAUGAUUGCGAAUGAUAUGGCAUGAUUUUUGCAUAAUCAUGCCAUAGUUUUUGCAAGAGAUAGAAAUUAUAAUCUUAGAAGGUUAAAUUGUGAUUUGGGUUGAAUCUGAUUGUUUUCUGUGUGCCUGUUUUUCUUUGUUCUUAGUCCUUUCCAGUCAAUUAGGGCAAAAAAUAUAGA
Molecule: messenger RNA, 2884 nt
Organism: Gambusia affinis (western mosquitofish)
Lineage: Eukaryota; Metazoa; Chordata; Actinopteri; Cyprinodontiformes; Poeciliidae
Product: voltage-dependent calcium channel gamma-5 subunit-like
Exons: 6
Coding region: 189-1019 (276 amino acids)
Biological process (GO): positive regulation of synaptic transmission, glutamatergic; calcium ion transport; neurotransmitter receptor transport, postsynaptic endosome to lysosome
Cellular component (GO): AMPA glutamate receptor complex; postsynaptic density membrane
Molecular function (GO): channel regulator activity; voltage-gated calcium channel activity
Source: RefSeq, a predicted model, not a curated record